CUUCAGCAGAUGUUUUCCAGGAAAUGAUAAGCUUUUUGCAAAGGCAUUGCUUCUAUUGAAUUUAUAAAGACUGUGAGGACAAAGACCGGUGGUCGCAAAAAAGGGACAAAGAUGAAUCCUCACGUCCCUCUGAAGAUUUCUGCAGCCUUGCUUUGGCUAUCUUUCUGGGCCAUGGCAACUGAAGAUCCCAACACCUGCCCAGAAGUGAAGCUUGUGGGUCUUUCUGGUCAGGAGAAGCUUGCCAUCCUCCAGGGGUGUCCUGGAGUUCCCGGAGCAGCUGGAAUCCCUGGAGAGAAAGGGGCCCCUGGCAUAGCAGGACAAAAAGGAGAUUUGGGACCUCCUGGCAAACAAGGACCAAAAGGGGAACCAGGAGACCCGAUGGACUUUACAGCUGGCUGCCAAAGUGCACCAAGGAACUGCAUGGAGCUAUUGAGCAAAGGCAACUUCUUGAGCGGCUGGUACACAAUCCGUCUGCAGGACUGCCGGCCACUGAGGAUCUUCUGUGAUAUGGAUACAGAUGGAGGGGGAUGGCUGGUCUUUCAGAGACGGGUAGAUGGGUCUGUUGAUUUCUACCGAACCUGGAGCGACUACAAGAGAGGCUUUGGAAACGAGCUGUCAGAAUUCUGGUUGGGCAAUGACAACAUUCAUCAGCUCACAAGUGAAGGGAACUCAGAGCUCCGUGUGGACUUGGUGGACUUUGACGACAUGAAAACCUUUGCUCAUUAUAAAUCAUUCCAACUCAGGGGCGAAGAGGAAAACUAUCAGCUUGUUCUGAGGCAGUUCCUGAGUGGUUCAGCAGGUGAUUCCAUGACUUUUCAUCACGGGCUGCCCUUUUCCACCCACGACAAUGACAACGAUAAGGGGACACAAAACUGUGCUGUAACUGUGCACGGAGCCUGGUGGUAUGAAAACUGCUAUAGAGCCAACCUGAAUGGGGGCUAUCCGAUUGGUGUUAGGAAGGGACAAAACUACGGCAUCGAUUGGAUAAGUGGCAAAGGCGUUGGCACUUCCUACAAGCGCACAGAGAUGAAAAUGCGCUAAAUACACACUACCGUGAGAAUCCGUAUUGGCCCUAUGGGAAAACCAAAAUAAACAAAGUUUUAAAAGACUGA
Molecule: messenger RNA, 1112 nt
Organism: Sphaerodactylus townsendi
Lineage: Eukaryota; Metazoa; Chordata; Lepidosauria; Squamata; Sphaerodactylidae
Gene: FCN3
Product: ficolin 3
Exons: 9
Coding region: 112-1041 (309 amino acids)
Source: RefSeq, a predicted model, not a curated record